Messenger RNA from Aspergillus alliaceus, 2298 nucleotides. RefSeq lists its product as uncharacterized. Gene Ontology annotation, cellular component: actin cortical patch. The coding region runs from base 1 to 2298 and encodes 765 amino acids. Lineage: Eukaryota; Fungi; Ascomycota; Eurotiomycetes; Eurotiales; Aspergillaceae. Gene Ontology annotation, molecular function: phosphatidate phosphatase activity; oxidoreductase activity. The transcript has 2 exons. The record is from RefSeq and is a predicted model, not a curated record.
AUGACUUCACCCAAGGCUCAAACAAAGCAUCCCCCGGUCAUUCAGAAACUUGAACGCUUAGGAGACCGCUCGUGGAGGAGAGAUUCGAUGCUGUACUUCCUGACGUCCCUCCUAUGGAAGCAGCCUUCGCUACAAGCGGUAGAUGUCCGUCAGCAUAUAGUGUGGUUGUUCGAUAAUACUGCCUAUCUACGUGCAACUCCCAUUACUAAGGGUUUGAAAGUAUCAUGGCACUCAGAAAUCGUGGCUUGCGUGUUUCAAAGAGACAGCCGGAAAGAUAUGAGCAAGAUAGUUGCGAUGAUCGCGGAUCUCAUUGGCCUGGAUGGUGAGAUAGGCACCGAAAGGGAGACACGCCAUCAAAUAACGCGACGGCUACGACCAUUCCUGUAUCAUGUCAUGCCUGCACACUUGAUGAUGCUUGAAAUACCGCAACCGAAUAGCACAACGAUCAUUCAACAACUUGGCCCUACGAACAGCAGUGGUAUCAGCAGCCAGGUGGUGAACAUGGGUAGUUGCCACAUUGCAGAUGGAACUAUGAUACGCUCGUAUCUCCGUGGAUCGAGAGACAAUGUCACAAUGGAGACGAUUUUCGCCGGCCCGAAAGGCUGGCUCGUCAUAUCAGACAUCGAUGAUACGAUCAAGUACACCAAAACCUCCGAGUCUACCGGAAUACUUCGAACAACCUUUGUUGAAGAGCCAAGGCCUAUCGCCGGAAUGCCUGAUCUAUAUUCUCGCAUGCAAAGAGAGCUUGCACCAGCGUGGUUCUAUGUAUCUGCUUCGCCGUACAAUCUGUACCCCUUUUUGCGAGAGUUUAUCCAAACUUACUUCACCCCUGGUACCUUGGUUCUUCGCGAUUCCUCUUGGCUGGAUGUCACUGAACUGGUAAAGUCAUUCACUGUCAAUACAAUGGAAUACAAGGUGAAGCAAAUUGAGAAGAUUCGACGCCGGUUCCCACAGAGGCAAGUUAUUUGUAUCGGCGAUUCAACCCAAAAGGAUCCGGAAGCGUAUGCAGAGAUCUACAAGAAACACCCGCAUUGGAUCCGCGCCAUCUGGAUCAGGAAAGUCACAGAUGUCCCGCAUUUGGAAGAGCAAAACUCCGCGGGACGAUUCAAGGCCGCAUUUCAGGGUAUUCCCGACCGGCCAGCAAAGCCAUUUUCUACUACAAUGGACGAGCAAACGUUCGUCCCUCCAACCAUGAGGGCUCUUUAUCACCGUCCGGCUUCUACAGCCCUGACCGAUCAGACGGCUUUCGAUGCGCCCAGGGUGGAUUCAGGGAUUAUCUUCGACACUGACUUCCCCGUACCCAAACCGGCGGCAAACCAAUAUCUCAUCAAAGUUCGAACAGCAGCUUUCUCUCAUGACGGACUAAGGCUGGCUCGGCUCCUCCAUCCGUCAAAAUCGAUCCCUCAGAUUCCUCUGCACAACUAUUGUGGCACGGUUAUAAGUACUCCCACUGCCGAUCACUACAAGCCCGAUGGCCCGAAAUUCAAAGUCGGAGACAGUGUUUUUGGGCUCAUCAGCAACACUCGCGACGGCGCUGCGGCAGAUUAUACCGUCGCAACCGAAGAUGAGAUAGCCUGGAAGCCGAAGAACAUCAGCGCUGCCGAAGCAUGUACCAUCCCCGGGCCUGCUCUCACAGCAUGGCAGGCUUUGUUCACAUACGGGGGUCUCGAUCCGACCAACACCAAGGACGCACAUCGUAAGGUGCGUAUUCUGGUGACCAAUGCCCGUGACAACGAAGUUGCUGCCCAGGCGCUCCAACUUCUUCGAACCCCAUCACUAUUCCCACAUUACCGACCAUGGAUCUGUGCCACCUGUUCGUGUCCAGAACAUAACAGCUUCCUACGCGACCAAGUCAAAGUUGACGAGGUCAUCGACGCGGCGCUCCCCUUGCCUCCAGAUUUCGACCUCGCAGAGAUCUUCCGCAAGAAAAAGUGGGAUCCAGUCGACAUCAUCCUUGACUGCGCUGGAGAACAGAUGUUUAGGCUCGCGCAUUCAUCUGAUGUCGUCAAAAACAACGGCGCCGUCUUGACCGCCGUAGACGAUACAGCGGUGCAAGCUAAAACCGCCGAAGCAGAAGCCCGGACCCAAAAACAAGGUCUGUUUAGCCGGUUUGUCCCAUUGGAACCUGACGGUGAAGCUUUGGCCCGCAUUGCGGAACUGGUCGAAAAGGGCUCCAUCCGAGGCCGGGUCCAGAGCAUUGUGGAUCUAGUUCAUGGAGUGGAUAUCUUAGCGUCUGAGGCAGCCGGUGCUGGUGGAGGCAGAAGAGGAGGAAUGAUGGUAUUUCGGGUGAACGUUUGA